AUGGCGCACCCGCCUGCCGAAGUCGACGAAGGCGGAACAUAUGAUGAGGAUCGCGCGUCGCUCAUAGUUACUCUCAAAGUUCGCACUGUCGUCAAAGAGAGUAACGGACUCCUUGACCCUACCCCGCGCGGCUACUGCAAAGCGAUAACUCAACGAAACCACGAGAAAUCUCCCCUGCUCAAACUUCCGCCGGAACUUCGCAAUCGGAUCUACGCGUACGUCUUCUGUAGCACAGAUGUCAGAAGCGUCUAUGCGGAAGCAAGACUGAUACCUUUUGUUGCUGGCCGAUUCGAUCUCUACUACCGCGAUUUCUGGCCGUAUAGGUUACCAGGAGUGCCCCUUCCGGUACCAACUACGAACCAGCUGCUCUCCGUUCAGCUCGAACGCAUUACGGUUAUACAAAUACCCUUUCGUAAUGCUCAGCCUGCAGAUCUUAUUAAAGACCUGAAACCCUUCGCUGGCCUCGAGAGGUGCAUCCUCGAAUUCCCCAGCCAUUUCUCCGAUUCGAUCAAGUCGCUGGUCGAGGAUCUUCAACAACGUGUUGGCGAGUCUGUCGAAGUGGUAGUUGAAGGUGGCGACGCACGAUUGCAGUAUCUCGAGAAAGUGGUACACGAUGAUUCAGAAUGGUGGAUGUAA
Messenger RNA from Didymosphaeria variabile, 636 nucleotides. RefSeq lists its product as uncharacterized. The transcript has 3 exons. Bases 1 to 636 code for a protein of 211 amino acids. The record is from RefSeq and is a predicted model, not a curated record. NCBI's taxonomy places the organism in Eukaryota, Fungi, Ascomycota, Dothideomycetes, Pleosporales, Didymosphaeriaceae.